This is a messenger RNA of Neurospora crassa OR74A, 3264 nucleotides long. It is a transcript of the gene gh61-9, whose product is annotated as endo-1,4-beta-glucanase. Lineage: Eukaryota; Fungi; Ascomycota; Sordariomycetes; Sordariales; Sordariaceae. The transcript has a single exon. The record is from RefSeq and is a predicted model, not a curated record. Bases 1999 to 3024 code for a protein of 341 amino acids.
UUCGUCUCUCCAUCGACCGCUCUUUUUCCCAAAUCCCUCGUCUUCUUGAGCUAUCACCUUGUCCCGCCUCUAGUGUAAAGAUUCAUCCGCCAAAGACGCGUGUUUCCAAGAGACUGACUGACCAGCUAACUCGAGAAAGAAAUCAAGCGUCUUUCUGCACAGUCUGCUAAAAUCACACAGGAGAAGGUCGAUUUGGGACAAACCAUCGGCGAGAGAGACGCUUCCCUACAGAAAGCCAACAAAGACAUCGACAACCUCGAGGGGUCAAAGUCGUUGGCCAUGUCUUAUGCCAAGAAAUGUAGGAAAAGAACUACCGGCAAGAAAGAGACAGAGAGUUAUAUGCUUCUGGGUUGGACAUGAUAUACCACCACCAGUCGUGAUGCACAUAACAGUUGGCAUUAUGAUCUCCCAACCUAAACAUCUUCCCGCCAUGGCAUUGAUGACAAUGCGCAGUCUCAAGUCUGGUAGCGAGCAUCUGAGGCUCUCUUUGUCUUGGCAACACUGGUCGAGAAAGACGUUGUGCAACUCGGGCUACUUAUCCAACACUCACUCCAUCAUCAUCAUAUUGCUGUCGGUCAGUCUCUAAUCCAAAGCUAAGGUUGUAUCUACCCCUUUACACUACCUUUACGCUAGAAGCGCCCAUGCCGACCGUGCCAUUCGGGUGAAGAUGACAUUCAUGCAAAGACUCUCGCAAGAGGCGGCCGGCGCUACCGUGGCCCAUAUGUGGUGUCUGUUCAGGAUUCUCAAGCCUUGACUCCAGUGGCAUAUCCUGGCCUGACCCCUUUCAUCAUCCUUCGAUUUGGCUUCUCUCUUUCUCACACGUGAAAGAAAAACAGCAAAAAAAAGAAACAACCACCUUUCAAGGCGCCAUACUUCGGUUCAUCCUGCCGCGACUCCGACAAACCUGGCAUAUCGAAGCCUCUUGACUGGCUCAGUCUCCAAGGGGCCGAGGAGGGGGCGGGGCCCGGGAUCGGUAACAUGGCCGCUGGCGGGCGCUAGCAAGCGUUGGCUGGAACGUUGGAGGCUCAAGAUGCCCCUGCAGGACUCCACACGAACCCCUUCGCCUACCCUUGUUUACACCUCAAAUCACCCCCUGAUGUGCCCCUGAGUCUCCACACAGACCUCAGUGCUGCUUGUGCUGAUGCCUGUGAUGGUGACGAGAGCUUCGAGAACACAGCGCUUGGCUUGUGGGUUAGCUUGGAUAGCUUGCGAGGCCGAAACUUGGCUCGAUGCUUGAUCCCACGGGCGUCGGGCAGGGCAGUUCUCGGGCAUCGCGGCGCCACGGCAAGCUUCCCUGUUCACUUUGGGAGAGGUCUUGGAGGAACACUUCUCUUGACGCCGUGCGUUCGUCCCGUUAUGGCCCUCGUAUCGCUCAUUUGGUUCGAGGAGCCGCAAUCAUGGUCUCCAUUGCUACGGAACUGACACUCCGUGACUUGUAUCCGAGGUUGGAGGUCCGCCAGCAUACCACAUUACCUUCCACCGCCCGUCGAUCUGUUUGGUUUCCCUAUCCAUGGCCGGUCUACCCGCGGGGAGUGGCUACCCGCUUACAUCGUCACAUUGGAAUCAACUUUGGGAAUUUGUUCCGUUAUCAGACCCCGCCUUGUCCAGACCACCUCAUUUCGCUGAAACGAAGUGUUGGUUGACCGAUGCUUCGUCCAACAUACCCAUCAUGAAAUGGUAUAGCUCGAUGCUUCGGCUAGGUGGGCUGGUCGGGGGCACCGACGGGCAAGGGUUAAGGCUUGGAUUCUGAACAAGCACUUUCGAAUAUAUAAGGAUAUGGUCGUCGCCGUGUUGCAGAGUUUUGGAAAAUCAUCAGCUUCAACUUGAGCAUUCGGCAUCUAACUCACCUUCUUUUUCCAACUUCUACCUUCUUUACCAAAGCUUCAUCGACUGAAGCCUCUCAUUCUUUUAACCACAAUCUUUGACAUCACAACACUCCUUCAAUCCGCCCGCCAGUCGGUCAAUCAACACCAACAACUAACCACCAAAUCAAUCAAGAUGCCUUCCUUCACUUCCAAGUCUCUUCUUGCUGUUCUCGCCGGUGCGGCCUCCGUUGCGGCCCACGGUCACGUUAGCAACAUUGUCAUCAACGGUGAAUACUACCGCGGCUUUGACAGCAGCCUCAACUACAUGGCCAACCCCCCUGCUGUCGUUGGCUGGAAGGCCAACAACCAGGAUAACGGCUUCGUUGGCCCUGAUGCUUUCUCCUCGCCCGACAUCAUCUGCCACAAGGAUGCCACCAACGCCAAGGGCCAUGCCGUCGUCAAGGCCGGUGACAAGAUCUCCAUCCAGUGGGAGACCUGGCCCGAGUCCCACAAGGGUCCCGUCAUCGACUACCUCGCCAACUGCGGCGCCUCCGGCUGCGAGACCGUCGACAAGACCUCUCUCGAGUUCUUCAAGAUCGACGAGGUCGGCCUCGUCGACGGCCAGAAGUGGGGUUCCGACCAGCUCAUUGCCAACAACAACAGCUGGCUCGUCGAGAUCCCUCCCACCAUCGCCCCCGGCUUCUACGUUCUCCGCCACGAGAUCAUCGCCCUCCACUCCGCCGGCCAGCCUAACGGCGCCCAGAACUACCCCCAGUGCUUCAACAUCCAGGUCACCGGCUCCGGUACCGAGAAGCCCGCGGGUGUUAAGGGUACUGCCCUCUACAAGCCCGAUGACGCCGGUAUCAGCGUCAACAUCUACCAGUCCCUGAGCAGCUACUCCAUCCCCGGCCCUGCCCUCAUCAAGGGUGCCGUCAGCGUCGCUCAGUCCCACUCCGCUGUUACCGCUACCGCUACUGCCAUCACCGGUCUUGGUGAUGCUCCCGCUGCCACUGCCGCUCCCGCUGCCACCACUGCCCCCGCCGCUGCUCCUGCUGUUACCACUGCUCCCGCCGCUGCUGCCCCCACCAAGCCUGCCACCACCGCUGCUGCUCCCCAGCCUACCAAGCCUGCUAAGAGCGGCUGCCAGAAGCGCCGUGCCGCUCGUCGCGCUGCUGCCCUCGCCCGCCGCCACGCCCGUGACGUCGCUUUCCUCGACUAAGCGAUUGCAUAUAAUGUCUUUUUGAAAGGGAUGGAAAUAUGGAGACAUGUUUGAAUGGAAAAAAGACAGCUAUGAGGAGUUGAAGCUGCUAUGGACGCCCCCGGCGAUGCAUACGAGAAAAGGAGAACUUUUAGGAAGUUAUUUUCGAUUCUACUAUAUUUGUUUGUUAGACUUAGUUUUAAACUUCCUCUGCCGCUUGGUGGAGGGGGUAAAAAAAUCGAUGCUCUGUUGAAGCCUGAA